UUGUCAUGUCACCGUUGUUAUUUUAUCACCUUUUAAUUGUGAAAUUCCUUACGGUGAUAUUAACGGGGACAAGUCAAAUUAGAUGAACGUCCGCCAGGGUGGGGUUUGGACUACGACUUCCACCCGUUACUUUCUCUUUCUUCUGGAUACCAUUAGCCAAGGUUUCACAUUUGACGAACCGUUAAUUCUCGAAUAUCGAGAGGAAAAGUUAUACGAAACGGUGCUCAAAAUGAAGCAGCUUUUAAUCGUGGCACUUGUACUAGUUUUAUUUACAUUCUAUGUAGAAGCAGCACUUCAGCCAAGGGCUCCAAAUUUUCAAUAUUUUGAAAGGCCUAAAUACAGAUAUCCAUACUAUGAUGAAAAUGGCGUUGGUCGCCUUCUCUAUGGAUAUGGUGAUGACAAACUCUACCAGUACAAACUGUUUUCACCAUUAGAAGGAAUUCAUUAAAAAUCCUUUUAAUUUGUAUUUAUUUAUUUCUUUUAAUACUGUUAUUAUUACCACUGGGUAAUUGACAUAGUGGCUAGUCAACUUGUAUUUUUUUAUGUACCUAAGCGAGGUUUUUAUUUUUAAAUAAAAAGUUGUA
This is a messenger RNA of Anoplophora glabripennis (Asian longhorned beetle), 584 nucleotides long. RefSeq lists its product as uncharacterized. NCBI's taxonomy places the organism in Eukaryota, Metazoa, Arthropoda, Insecta, Coleoptera, Cerambycidae. The transcript has 3 exons. The coding region runs from base 83 to 448 and encodes 121 amino acids. The record is from RefSeq and is a predicted model, not a curated record.